Kockovaella imperatae is the source of this 3332-nucleotide messenger RNA. RefSeq lists its product as hypothetical. The record is from RefSeq and is a predicted model, not a curated record. The coding region runs from base 246 to 3209 and encodes 987 amino acids. Gene Ontology annotation, molecular function: mRNA binding. The transcript has 4 exons. Lineage: Eukaryota; Fungi; Basidiomycota; Tremellomycetes; Tremellales; Cuniculitremaceae.
GGAGAAACAUCUCGAAGUGAGAAGCGGAGUGGAUAACUGGGAUCGUCUCAACGCGUCGUGGACAAGCGAGCUGGACGUUUAAGGCGAGAGCGGAGCGAGAGGAUUGAGCGAGGAGGACUCAAGACGGUGCCGGACUGAAAAAAGGGUCAUCAAAAAGCAAGAUCAGAAACUUUCUGGUCUCAGGGGGGUCCCAUUCUUUCUUCUUCACAAUCAUCGAUCCAGCGCACCUUUCUGGACCUCUUGCCAUGUCCCAACUCCACCUGCCUGAUCCACAUCGAGCACCUUCAGCCGCAUCUCACAUCUCUUCAUCGUCUCACAGAGACAAGAUGGACGGCAUGUCGAACGGCUCCGCUGGACCUGGACAGGUUGGCGAAUCUCACGAUCCCUAUUCUCAUUCUACACCCCUUGCACCCCUUCCUUCCAUGGCUUCUUCUUCCAACCCCGCCUUGUUUUCCAACAUCAACCCUGCGGCUUAUCUUCCUCAAGUCACUUCAUCGCCUCCACCUCACGUCCCGACUUAUAUCCCACCACCUCAACAUGCCAUGGCUCCUGAUCCCAUCCACGAUGGUCAUAUGGCCGGUGGUGGACCCAGCAUGAUGCCUUGGUCAGGUGCCCAACCUUCACUCUCACAUCCCUGGGCUCAGUCUAAUGGAUACGGCGCGAUGCCACCUCCUCCACCCAGAGGGAUGAUGCAAGGUCAAGCAGCUCGUCUACCUCAGAAUGGACCUUCGGGUAUGCCUCUGAGUCCGACGGAGCCGUACCCUUCGCGCGGCUCAGUUCCACUCGGUGCAUAUUCUCAACAUGCCAUGAUGGGACUCGGAGGGCGACCCGGUUCAGGACAUGGAGAUGGGAGGGAUAGGCGGCGAGAUAGGCACAGAGAUGAGCAGGACAGAGAUGAAAGGGAUAGCAGGGAAGACGAAGUCAUCACGACCAUCUUUGUGGUCGGAUUCCCAGAUGACAUGGGAGAGCGUGAAUUUCAAAACAUCUUCACGUUUUCCCCAGGUUUCGAGGCUGCGACACUCAAGUUUCCCUCUGGAAGUAGACGAGAACCAGCCGCUGCUCUCCUCGCUGAACUCUCUCAGAUCGCCGCGAACCAACAAGCCGCCGCUGCGGCCGCUGGAGAACAUUACGAGAUACCACCUACUCAACCUGCUCUGGAGGAAGCAUUGGCAGCACUGCAGAUGGGUGGAACAGCUUCCACUUCAUCCUCUACUACACCCUCCGCAGCCAUGUCGAUGACCCCUUCUGCGCCAUCUGGAGCCACGUUCGGAUCUUCCGUAUUGCCUCAAUUACCUAGUCGACGGCAGACGAUCGGAUUCGCACGAUUUAGAACGCGUGCGGAUGCUCUCGCUGCGAAAGAGCAUCUCCAAGGCCGAAAGAUCGAUACGUUGACCGGAGCCACGCUCAAAGCGGAGAUGGCGAAAAAGAAUCUGCAUCAGAAACGAGCGACAUCGGGAGAAGAAUUGGUCGGAUUGUUAUUGAGGUCAGGAAGAUUGGCUGGCUUGAUGAAUCCCAGUGCCACGGCUGCUGCAGCGGCUGCUGCCGCCACAGGAUCGGGCUCAGCUGCACAGAUGUUGGGUAUAGGCGUUCAAGGUCAGCCUACGGCGGUUCCAGGACCAUCAUCGCAUAUCAUGGGACCUCCACCGAUGCCAAAUCACCCGUCAGGUCAUCCUCAUUCAUCAGCCGCUACGGCGAGAGAUGCUUGGAAUUCUUGGCCCGGACAACAGCAAGCUCCAUCGGAUGAUCGAUAUCCUCAGCCCGGCAGCUUCGUGUACCCCAAUUCACUUUCAACCAGCAUGCCCAGUCACCAACAGCCGUCUCAGCAACCUCCGUCCUCUCAAUCGAAUGCAUCGACAUCUCCGCCCCUCAGUGUCAAGUCACCAAAUGCCCGACCAACCGACUCAAAAGCUCUUCUUGCGCUCGCCGAGGAGGCCGAUGAGCUGGAAGAUUGGCCUUUGAGCGGAACUGCGACAAUGGGAAUGGGGAUGGACGGCUUCGAUCAGAACAAUGCCAACCAUGGGCACUCUUCCGGCAUAAAUGGCCCAAACUCUGAGAGUGCCGCCUCACGAUCUCGUGAGAGGUCUUCCACGAGCUCCCACGCUGGCGAUCCGAAUCUUGCAUUCUCCCCCAUUUCUAAUCAUCCGUCAGUCAAUUUGAUGGACGCAAGUGGCAACAUGCGAGUUCAUCCCAAUCAGUAUGCUCCAUACGGUCGUGCAGACGGCGCAACGUCGGUGGGAGAUGCUGCCAUGGCCAGCAGUCCACCUGGUGGGAGUGAUCGCCUUAGUGAGGGAGGAAGAAUGUUGGGCGGCAAUCCUGCCGACCAGAACCCACCGAUCAAUACGCUCUACGUUGGUAACCUGCCUGCUAUUUCGCCUCCCACGCAUCCGCCAAACUUUCUCGAAGAGUCUCUCCGGGGUCUGUUUUGCCGAUGCCCAGGAUACAAACGCAUGUCUUUCCGACAGAAGAUCAAUGGACCCAUGUGCUUUGUCGAAUUUGAAGAGGUGGCAUUUGCAUCUCAAGCCAUCAAAGAGCUUUACGGUCACAACCUUGGCGGUCUCGUCAAGGGUGGGAUUCGAUUGAGCUAUUCUAAAAACUCGCUCGGUCAACGUGGGAAUGGUCACCCUUCAAGUGGCAACCCUACCAUGUUUGGAGGAAUCGCUCACACCGUCGCUUUGGCAGGCAUGUCACCUUCAUCCAGUGCCAAGCAUCUUCACGGUGCUUCCGCAGCUCCACCCUCAUCCGCUACGACCCAUUCGUUUGGUCUUCAACUCUCUAAUGGCUCUUCAUCCUCUCCGAUUCCCAUGCCAGACUUGCGGCGAGGUAGCGAAGCCGUUACGGCUCUAUCACCCACAGCUCAGCCUUUCAGCCUAGGGACAAGUGCCAACUCGGCCGCGUCGGCCACAUCUCCUCGCGCCCGAUAUUUCGGUUCGAGUCCCUCUGGCCAUUCAGGUCAUUCAGCUUCCGCAAAUGAUCAAGCGUACUCUUAUGCCAGUUCAGCGCACAGUAACGGUGGUGGAAGCACGGGCGGCAACACUACUGGAGGACCCAACGCCACCUCCGCGGUUGGUGGACAAUUCUCGCCCGUCUCGCCACCUAUUCGAACUCCGGCCUCGUUCGCCUGGGUCUCGUCCGGACAAGGAAACGGCACAGCCGUCGGAAAUGGAGGCUAUGGAUUCAACGCGACUCCUUGGUCUAGCACCACCAUGUGAUCGACCGACUCACACUAUCAAUUUAACUCUUUGCUUUGGAAUAUUACACUGUAUCUACCUUUUUCCCGUGUUUCGUCCAUCGACUCGCAGCAUCGAUUAGCCCGGUUCUCGACCCUCAAUUAU